AUGAAGUACUCUCUUGCCUUCGCUGCUAUGGCGGCUUCUCUCGUCUCCGGAGAGUACACUCGAUGUGCAACCCCAAACCCCUCAGAGGAGCACAUCGCCAUCCUCAACGCCGCAGUGGAAGAAGCCAGCAAUAGGACUUUUAGCAUCCAGGCCCUCCGCAACGUCGACACAUACGUCCACGUUGUGACAACUUCGGCCAAGGCAGGCCAAUACUCCCAAUCUCAGGUCAACGAACAGAUCUCCGUCAUGAACGACGCCUACGCCCCCCUCAACGUGCAAUUCAACCUGCUCGACACCACCUUCACGACCAACAACCAGUGGGCCGCGGCCUCCGACGGCAGCACCGCCGAAUACAACAUGAAAUCCGCCUUGCACCAGGGGUCCUACGACACCCUCAACCUCUACUUCCUGAGCGAUUUGGGCGGCGGCCUGCUCGGAUUCUGCUACUUCCCCGAGGCCAGCCCAACAUCCCAAGACCGCAUCCUCGACGGCUGCAUCAACCUCGCCGACUCCCUCCCCGGCGGCAGCGCUACGAAUUACGAUCUAGGCUAUACAGCCGUACACGAGACUGGUCACUGGUUCGGCCUCUACCACGUCUUCCAAGGCUCAGCAUGCUCUGGCUCUGGCGACUACGUCUCCGAUACGCCCAUCCAGAGAACUGAUACGAGUGGCUGUCCUACUAGCCAGGACUCCUGCCCCAACCAGGCUGGUGUGGACAGCAUUCAUAAUUUCAUGGAUUAUAGCUAUGAUUCUUGCAUGUAUGAGUUUACGAGUGGCCAGGUUACGAGGGCGACGAGCUUGUUUGAUCAGUUGAGGGCUGGGAAGUAG
This is a messenger RNA of Zasmidium cellare ATCC 36951, 828 nucleotides long. RefSeq lists its product as uncharacterized. Lineage: Eukaryota; Fungi; Ascomycota; Dothideomycetes; Mycosphaerellales; Mycosphaerellaceae. The transcript has 3 exons. The record is from RefSeq and is a predicted model, not a curated record. The coding region runs from base 1 to 828 and encodes 275 amino acids. Gene Ontology annotation, molecular function: metallopeptidase activity.